Nasonia vitripennis (jewel wasp) is the source of this 4343-nucleotide messenger RNA. RefSeq lists its product as uncharacterized. Bases 1004 to 2098 code for a protein of 364 amino acids. The record is from RefSeq and is a predicted model, not a curated record. The transcript has 5 exons. NCBI's taxonomy places the organism in Eukaryota, Metazoa, Arthropoda, Insecta, Hymenoptera, Pteromalidae.
GUAGAAUAUUUAUUUAUUUAUUCUUUUACGUUGCUGUGCAAUGGAUGGAAAAAAUGUAUUUCUUUUGAUAUCACUGCUCUUUACAACAGCAGCAGCUCUUAUUGGGUACGACUGUGGUAGAAGAGCAAAUAACGUUUCAACAAUAUCAUUACGUGAGGUUGCUCCUUGUGAAAUUGUGGAUAGUAAUUCUGAAAGAAAGAAUGUUGAAAUGCAGUUGCUUCAGCGAUUGGAAUAUGAACCUGUACAAGUAACAGCAUGCAGAAUUCGAGUUGAUCGGCACAUAUUUGUAUGUGGAAUGUUUUCACAUCAGUCUGACGUUACAAUGGGAGAACAAACAUUUUUUAUUUCUAUAUCGCGAGAUAUGUGUUAAGAUAUUCAUAGAUUUGGUUCUUUUGAAUAUGAAAAAAUACAGAUUCACUAUAUAAGACUUAAUAGUACGACUAGAGUACGUAUGACAGUAGCAGGUUCUCUAAGUGAAGAUGGAAAAUGCUCCGGUACAACUUUUAAAACUGAUCAGCAUGAUUACGAAGAUGUAGUGGUAACAGCCAAAUUGGAGAUAGAUGUUUUUGACUACAUGGUCUCUGCAAACCGAGAUAAGGAUGAAUUGAUUUUACAAUCAGGUACACAGCAGCAGGUAUAAAGAUACAAAAUGUACCGAUGCAGACGGUAAGAGGUCAUUUUGGGAAUACAUUCCGACGUCUCCCUGUAAUUACAAUCAGUACAUUUUAUUAUUCGAUGGCAAAGGUGUUAAGGUGGGUAAUAACACACUUGAGAAUCCCAACGUAUAUUUUGCUAAUACGACCGAAAAGAUACAAUUUGGUUUGAUGAAAACAGGAGAAGUAAAUCUUUGUGGCUACCAACUUUUUAGCACAGAUCAUCCGAAAUUAUUUAUUACGGAAUAUCCGAGUGGAAAGGGAAUAGCAGCAGAAAAAUCUCUCUAGACGUUCACGAUAUCCUUAUAACGGCGUAUUUUAACACAAAGAUUGCCUUUUUGGCUCAUCAUAUGAAAAUGCAAUUCUCAAAUAUGUACAAUGACAUCCUCUUAAAUCGAUGUAGGCUGCAAAGACAGGUUAUACAAAAUUCGUUAAUGCAUAUGUAUACGAAACCCGAUAUAGCUGCACUUACGAUAAUGCGAAAACCUGGAUACAUGGCUGUACCUGUUGGGGAGGGUGCUCAUCUUGUUGUAUGUGACGAAAUUAUUUGUAAAGUGAGACAAGUUGAGGAAUGUUUUCAAGAAAUACCAGUGCCUUGCCGAAAUGAAUCAUAUUUUUUAAAACCAUUUUCUAGAAUAAUGACGAAAACAGGAACAGCUAGAACCUGCAAUAAUAUUCUUCCUGCUUUGUAUUUAAUCGAAGAAUCUUGGCUGAAAUUUUCUCCAGGACCAAAUGAAGGAAGAAUACCUCAAAUUUUAGAGCCAGAAACAACACCAACUUGGCAUUAUCAAGACAUAGAACGUCUGAUUGAUGGAGGAAUUUAUACAGCUGAUGAUUUGGAUCGUUUGCAUAAACACUCCACUUUUCCAGCUGAAAGAGAUGCUUAUAUUGAAGAAGUCGCAAGAAGAUUAUCGGAUAAAAGCACAUAUUCAUCUUCUAUAGAUUUUGGAAACUUAGUUGAUCAAAAAAGUUUGAAAAAAAUGGUUCAAAACGCAUUUAAGAAUGUCUGGAAUGGAUUUACAGAGUUCGGCAUUGUCAAUGCAGGAAUAAUGGGCAUUAUUACAAUAUUUAGCAUUCUAAAAUUAGUUUUCAACAUAUUCAUUCAUGGUUAUACGCUUCACUCUAUUUAUGGAUGGAGUGAACAUUUAUUGGGAGCACUAUCUGGAUCAGUUACUCAUCUUUUAGUAACUUUGUCUAACAAAAGUGACGAAAACGAAAAGAAGAAAACAGAAUAUGACGAAGAAUCACUAAAGAAUUCAUUAUCUGAAGAUAUCAAAGAAGAAACAGAAAAUGUAGAACAAGUUAAUCAAGCACCGAACGCACCACUAGCUUUGGAAUCUCCAACACAACAAGGAAAUAUUUCAAAUAAUUUUUUAAGAAAUUCACUUAAAUCUGAUGAACUGGAAAGAAGAUUAUUUGAAUAUUUCAAUAAAACACAAAAUUAGCUUGAUAAUUUCUACCACUGAAUGUAACUAUUUGAUUUAAUUCUAAGAUUUUAUUUACAUUCGAUUCAUUUACUGUUACAAUGCAACGAUGCAUAUUUGAAAAAAAAGAAACAAUCAGAUACUUAUUAUAAUUAUAAUAUUAAUAAUGAGCAAUAAAAACGAUGUAGUAAUACUUCUCCAACAUAUUGUAUAUAGAUUUUUAGUCCAAUUAUAAAAAAACAUUUUUUUUUUGUUAAGUCAUACUAGUUAGGAGUUACUCUACCGAGCUGUUUCUAUCUAUAUAUUACGUUUAUCAUUUUUAUGUUGUUAGUUGGAGAAUUGUUUAAUUAUAAAGUUUAAAUUGAAAGAAAAUGUUAAUAUAAUGUUAGAAUGCUACGAUUCUCCAGCUAAAUUCAUUUAAAUCUUAUGUAAUAUGUAUGUAGGUAGAGCAAUGCCAUUUAUUUUAAAAUCCCAAUACAAAAUAUCAAAUACCCAGUGCAAAAUCUAAUUUUUCCAGUUCUGCGCAUAUAUUGUUGAUUUUUUUAACACUUAUCCCCCACCUACACUUCUGCCAAUUUUUUUCUAGCACAUUAGCGGCUUGAAGAAGCCGUAUGCAAAAAGGCAGACUCAUCAUAAAAUUAUACAGUGUAACGAGAAACAACGUCCCUCGCCACGCCGGUAAUCGAGGCAGAAUAGAGUGUGAUGAAAUACAGCGUCAUUAGCUCGACGUACAGAGCGCGCGCCUAGAGAUCUCGGGAGCGCCGGAUCGAUUCUCGGUCCCGGCGUCUCCUUUUGUGAUUUUCUCCACUCACGUCAAAGUCUCACCCCGUUACAACAGCGUGCACGAGAUAUACGUAGAAGCAGGCAGGGAAAUUGUUGGCUAUGUAGAGAGCAUAGAGGGACGCAAACAAGUCAAGUCUUAUUUCCUGUUUAAAUUUGUGCUGACAAACGGGCAAAAGCGAUUUACGUGCCUCAUCUGGGGAGAUGAAUUAAUCAAUGUGUACCGAAAUGAAAUAAGAAUCGGACGUAUUGUUUGUCUUAACGGAGCCAAAAGUAAGGCAAUUGUUCUGACGCAGACACGGAGGCAAGAGGGCUUCAUUGCAUUCGAGCUCAUAAUACAGAUCAACACAUGGUCAACACCGACAAAUGGAUGCACCAGUUGAGGUUCUUCCUCAGAAGUGAUCGAGGGUUUCAUCAAGACGGUCUUUACGCAUGUUCCCAGCCAGUACGGAAACAUGUCAUAUGGCAGUGGAAACAUUACGGAUGGAAUUUACAAGGUGACGGUUCAAGUAUCUAACUUUAUCCCCGUUGCAAUGCAGAAAGGGCAAGCUGUCUGGGUCACUGGAGUUCUCAGCAAUGCAGAACAAUGGCUGACUUUACAUUGUUGGAAGACAGAGAACCAAUGGGGUUGGCACAGCUCCUUAGAGCUGUGCAAAUUCCACGCCGCGAACGCGAAUUUUAAAUUUAACUUUGCUUUUUACAAAAGACCCCCAAAUUCGUUCAAAUCAUUAUAAAAAAGAAAAUUAUAAUCGACGGUUUGGGUACAUUUGAUUACAUUUCUUCACGUUCUUUUUUUUAUUAAUAUAUAUAGUUGCGAAGGACCCCCGAAUUUGUAUUAAUCAAAAAAAAAAAAAAAAAAAAAAAAAGAGUUCGGGUUUUUCGAUUCUGUAAAUGUUUACUUCCAUGAUUGCAAAACGUUUUCAAUUUUAAAGUUUGACUUUGAAGUUUUGAUAAUCUUCGAUUAGUACUAAAUUUCGAAUUUUUAAAAAAAAAACUUAUGUAAUGCGCAUAGACUGCCUUAUAUGCUGUGAUUUAUAUUUAAAUAAUUUAUUUAUUUAGUGGUAUAACAGAAAUAGACAUUCACAGACAUACCUUACAGAAAAACCCUGCAGGAUCUUCUGUAAGGAUUCCUGUAAGAUACACAUGAUUUAAGUGUUUUUUUAAUAAAUUUUGAAGGUAAUUCCUUCAGAAAUUCACGUAGGAGGAUUUUCUGUAGGAAUAUUCUGCAGAAAUCCUUAGACAUUUUCUAAAUAAUUCUCCUUCGGCAUUUCUUGUAAGAAUUUCCUGCAAAAGUUUGCAAAAACACGAAAAUCAGGUGUAUCUUACAGGAUUCCCUACAGGAAAUACUGCAGGAUUUUUCUGUAAAAAAGUGCAGUAUUACUAUGUACAAUUUUAUGAGAUAUUAUUAAUAAUGUAAGUAAUAACUUUUUUGCAUUUUUUAAAAAAAUGUAAUGUUUCAACAAAUAAAGGUUUUUCUCAUUUCAAA